Molecule: messenger RNA, 569 nt
Organism: Anoplophora glabripennis (Asian longhorned beetle)
Lineage: Eukaryota; Metazoa; Arthropoda; Insecta; Coleoptera; Cerambycidae
Exons: 2
Coding region: 156-569 (137 amino acids)
Source: RefSeq, a predicted model, not a curated record
AUAUGAUAACAAGUAAUGAGCGCUGUCCGGAUGUGAUAAGAAAUAUCGCGGACAGCAGGCGACCGUUUUAAAAACUAUAGGAUAGUUUUAUCAUCAUCCUGUAGACUGUUUGAAGCAAAAAUAUUCAUUUUUAAAAUUGAAUCGUUAAAGUGCACAUGUUGUGUUGUUCUGUGUUCUGUGUAGUGAUGUGUCCUGUGAGUGAUAUAUAUACGGAUACCUUUGCAAUAAAGAAAGGCAGAGGAAUGGUCCUACAUGGAAAUAUACGUAAAAUUGAGAGCGGCAUGGAAAGGCGCGAAUACAAGAAGAUCAUUUUAAUGGCCAAAAGCAAAUCAGAGAACAACAGAGACGCGGAGAUCCGACGGGUAAGUUAUUACUUGCAUGUCGUUGCUUCCAGUUUCUGCAUUUUUUCAGAUCGCGUCGUAAAUACAGAUUUAAUACACAGUCUUCUAUACUGGCUUAGAUCUGUAUCGCGUCGUGUAGGGAUCUAUCUUAAACGAUUACCUAAGGGUAAUCAUUGGAUUUUUCCUUACCAACGAAAAAAGGGUUCAGCCAAACGCGAAAAUACUUAA